AUGUCAAUUCAAAAUUUCAGAGAGCUCCAAUUAGCAGUUGCCACGCAGAAAGCUAAGGCUCUGCUCUUGCCACCAAACAUUUUCUUGUUUUGCGUUCGUAGAAUAAGAGGGGAUUUGUCGGUGAAAGUAGUCUCCGCACAGAUCACAAAGUGUCUGCGACAGAUGACGGAGGCAAAGAAGCGAAAACAGGACGAAUUAAACGACGAUGUCCCAGACGCAGAAACGAAGGCACGGGAGGAUAAGGAAGGGCAAACAGCAGAAGUAACAAAUGCGGAGGUUGAUGAGUUCUACGCGAUCCUCAAGAGGAUACACGUGGCAGUCAAGUACUUUAAAGAGGCAAAUGAAGAUGGCCAUAAGUUAACGCAGGCGAGAUCGCUGGAGAGAGAGUUUGAAGUUGAAGCUAGCGGCGUGAAGGUUAAUGGCGUUAAGAGAGAGGAGGAGGGUGUAGAGGAGAAUGAGGGCUUCGAUUUGAAUGUGGAUCCUGAACCAGAGGAGGAAGGACUGGCUUAG
Dovyalis caffra is the source of this 510-nucleotide messenger RNA. Lineage: Eukaryota; Viridiplantae; Streptophyta; Magnoliopsida; Malpighiales; Salicaceae. The record is from the annotation of a GenBank genome assembly.